GACAAGAAACAGACGCAAGAUGUUUGUUGAAAUCAUUCUCGGGGUUUUUCUCCUUUCCUCCGCCUGGGCUAAGGAAGUUGGCGUUGAGGACACCUCUGUGUCUGGAAGAAUUUAUAGAGUAAACAAGGAUGCAGUGCGUAGGCCUGAUGAGCCUUAUGUGGUGGAUGACAUUGCCUACGACUCUGAGGCCGACAGGAACGCCGACCCCUGCACCGCCACGGGCUGCCUGUGGCCCAAGUCCUCUGACGGUUUGGUCUAUGUGCCCUACUACAUCACCAAUGAAUACUCUGACCGUGAGCGUUCUGUCAUCGAGCGUGGUCUUCAGUCCUUCUCCAGCUCCACCUGUAUCCGCUUUAUUCCCUGGAUCUCUAGCCACAGGGAUUACCUCUAUAUCAAGUCUGACACCGGGUGCUACUCUUACGUGGGCCGUCGUGACAAUGGCCAAACCCUCUCUCUGAAACGCCCGGGCUGUAUCUACCACGACACUGUGCAGCACGAGCUGCUCCACGCCCUGGGCUUCAACCAUGAGCAGACCCGCAGCGACCGCGACAACCACAUCCAGGUGCUUCUUGAGAAUGUUAUCUCUGGCAAGGAGCACAACUUUAACAAGAAGGCCACUCUGAACCAGGGCACUCCUUACGACUACAACUCUGUCAUGCAGUACUUCAGCACUGCCUUCUCUAAGAACGGCGAGCCUACCAUGGUGCCCAUUCCUGACCCCAAUGUGGAGAUCGGCACAGCAACUGAAAUGAGCCAUAACGACAUCCUCAGGGUUAACAGGCUGUACCAGUGCUGAGAGGAGUCGCUAAACUCAUGUCCUCAAGAGAUGAUGCAGAGGGAGCAUGGCUGACAUCGUCAUUCCAAAGCAGAUCAGAUGGGAGGAGUACACCAUGGAACCCCAUAGAGGGAGAGGAGAUGAACCCUUGAGGACAGGCCAUUGACUGCCAGACAACAAGAAAUAAGACAUGCAAUUAAACGGACAUGCAAAAC
Messenger RNA from Engraulis encrasicolus (European anchovy), 990 nucleotides. RefSeq names its product high choriolytic enzyme 1-like. The transcript has 9 exons. Gene Ontology annotation, biological process: proteolysis. Lineage: Eukaryota; Metazoa; Chordata; Actinopteri; Clupeiformes; Engraulidae. Gene Ontology annotation, molecular function: zinc ion binding; metalloendopeptidase activity. The record is from RefSeq and is a predicted model, not a curated record. Bases 20 to 796 code for a protein of 258 amino acids.